This is a messenger RNA of Penicillium arizonense, 2100 nucleotides long. RefSeq lists its product as uncharacterized. The record is from RefSeq and is a predicted model, not a curated record. Gene Ontology annotation, biological process: mycotoxin biosynthetic process. NCBI's taxonomy places the organism in Eukaryota, Fungi, Ascomycota, Eurotiomycetes, Eurotiales, Aspergillaceae. The transcript has 10 exons. Bases 1 to 2100 code for a protein of 699 amino acids.
AUGUGGGAGCUAGAUCUGAGCCACUUUCUCAAGCCUCUCCGAUACCAGAAAGUUGCCUCCAUCGGCGACGAUGCCUUCGAUGAUAUGACCUCGAAUUCCUCACCACCGGGAUUACCGUUGGUCAAUGGCCAAAAGUCUGUCAAGCGCAAAAGCGCAAUGUAUGCACUAUGUCACCUUUUUCUAUCAUGCCUGUGCCUUAUUUUCUCUAUCUCCUUCUUAUUCUUUAAGUAUUACCACGAUUUAUCGGAUGAUACGUGCUUGCGGCAGUUGUCAGCUCCAAGUCCAGCGCUGGAGGCUGUCGAGCUUGAAUUGGUGACAUUCAAUGAUACCUUCCAGCCUGAUGAGUAUAGCGGCUACCCCUCUGCUACCUCAGAGAAAGCAUGGGCAGCAUUAUGGGACUGUGACCUCCAAACCAUCUACCAAGUAGAUGAAGCAAUGCUCAUUCAAAAAGUCGGCGCCUUCAGUGUACCCCUAGAAUCUCUCGCGGGGUUGAACAAGUCUUCAAUGACGGGUGAUUUCAGGUUAGUGGGCUCGGGGACGGGUGCGGGCGUCGGUGGUCUUUUAGAGGGGGCGCACCAGAUUCAUUGCUUGAAUCUUCUCCUCGCCCAUAUCCCAAGCUUCAGAGCAGAAAUGACCGUCAACGUCCUUACGACCAAUGCGGUUGACCUACAGCAGCUACUUGAAGAGAAAAAGACCACGAGUGCUUAUACUGUGGAAGAUUACUUGGCGCAAAUCCAUCGCUAUGAGUCUGCACUCCAUGCGCUGAUUUCACCUGCCCCUAAGAACCAGGUCCUCGAAAUCGCUAAGGCUCGGGAUGAGGAGCGCCAGAAAGGGCAAAUCCGGGGCCCAUUUCAUGGAAUUCCCAUAAUUUUGAAAGACAGCUUUGUCACAGCGUCGGAGCUUGGUAUGAGCACCACAGCUGGAUCAUAUGCGUUCAUUGGAGCUAAAGCGUCAAAGAACGGAGCUAUCACUCAGCGGCUGAUUGACGCUGGCAUGGUUAUCUUGGGAAAGGCUAAUAUGACUGAAUUCGCUGGUAUGAAAAUGACCAUGAUGAUGCCCGGUUGGUCUGCUCACGGCGGUCAAACUCUGUCGCCGUAUGUUGGGAAGAUAAAGGAUAACGAGAAGAUACUUGGCCACUCGCCGGCUCCUGGGGGCUCAUCCACUGGUUCUGCGGUCGCUGUAGCCGCUGGAUUCAGCCCUCUUGCCAUGGCCACUGAGACCAUAGGUUCUAUCGUGACCCCAUCAACACGGGCCGGUCUUUAUGCACUGAAGCCUACUACCGGGGUCCAGGAUAUUACUGGGUUAUACACCAUGACCGAGUUUUUCGACAGUCCGGGGCCUAUGGCAAAGUCAGCAGCUGACGUUCGCGUUCUUUCUGAAAUUCUACUUGGUCGCCUGUUUACCUCCCCCCAAUUGGGUUCCUGGGAAGGUCUUUCGGUGGGCUUCCUGGACCCAAGUAUUUGGAGCUUAUCACUAGACCUUUGUACGCAAUUUGAAGGUACAGCUGAGCAAAUGGUAGACGAGUACGAAGAGACGGUUUCCGCUCUACGAAGCGGAGGCUGUCCUCUGAAAUACCCCAUCCAUUGCAAGGAUCCCUCAGUCUUACCGACUACUAUAUUGCCAAUCGCAUAUUGGGAUUUUAGGAAUCUCUGCAUCCCGAGAUUUAUUCGCUCUUUUGACGAGUGCUCUGUAACAAGCGUUGCAGAUAUCAUCGAGUUCAAUGAAAAGAACAGCGACAAAGCCCUUCCAGCUCCAUUCGUCGAGCAGAAUGAUCUGGAAGGGGCAAUGAUCGCCACUGAAGAAAAGGAACAAAUAGACGAACUGAAACAGGACCUUCGCACGGCUGCGAGAGCUAUUCUGGAUGAACUGUUUAACAAAGAAGAAAUCAAUAUCCUGGUAGCUCCGGGAGACUCCCCGUUAUGUGUUCAUGCUUCUGCUGCAGGGUAUCCUAUCGCCACAGUUCCAAUAGGACAACUUCGCUACAAUGGCCGGCCGUUCGGUUUAUGUCUGUUGGCCAGAGCGAAUGAGGAAGAGACACUAUUGCGGUUCAUGGCAGUGUACGAAAAAGUUGCUAAGCCUCGUCCGAUUCCUAAAUUUUGA